Molecule: messenger RNA, 2566 nt
Organism: Anthonomus grandis grandis
Lineage: Eukaryota; Metazoa; Arthropoda; Insecta; Coleoptera; Curculionidae
Gene: Gcna
Product: germ cell nuclear acidic protein
Exons: 8
Coding region: 128-2407 (759 amino acids)
Cellular component (GO): nucleus
Source: RefSeq, a predicted model, not a curated record
UCGGAAUUUUACUGUUUUUUUUUUUUAAUUUUGAGACUAAUAAAUAGUUUAAAUUUUUAAAAUAUAUCUUACAUUUACAAUAUUUCGAGAUUAAAUAUUAAACCCUUGGAAUUUUAAGGAAAACAAAAUGGAAGAAUCAUUUGAGUUGCUCAGCUCCAUGUCCCCAAAAGUUAAGGGUAAACAGAAAACUUUGAAAAUAAAAAAAGUCUCGAGAUUAGCUCUGAAAAAACACUUUAGACGCUCAGCAGCAUUUGACGAAUCAUUAAAUAUGAGAAACCAGGACUUAAGUAUUGUAGAAGUUAAUACUGAAAGCUCAGAAAGUAUUCACAGUUCAAACUCUCUCAGCAAACCAGAUAUUAUUAUUGACUCAACAGAUUCAGAGGACUCAGAGCCACCUAUUUUACAUAAAACUGACAAAUUUCCUUUAUCACAAGGAAGUACCGGUAAAAAAAAUGAAAUUAUUGAGCAGUGGUUACAAGAUGUAGAUGGUGACAAAAAGUCUGAAACGUUUUUCAGUCAAGUCUCAACAAUAUAUGGGGAGGAGCAGUCCAAUUUAGAUAAUGAUAAAAUAGCUGCUUGUUCUAGUUUUAAUGACUAUUUAACUCACAGGUUUGAUGAGUUAUUUAUUGACAAAAAAAAUGAUGAUAAAGUUAGUGUAAUUGAUGAAACUUUCUAUGAGAAUUCAUCCAACUUAAAAACAGGAACACAAGACAAAAAAGGCAUAGAUUUAUCUGAUAGUUCUUUUAAUCUAAGAUUUAGUGAAGAUUCCACUAGUAAGACUGAUUCAAAAGUACAAACACCCAAGAAAAAAGACUCCAUGGACAAGAAAAGUCUCUCAGAUGAUUCCUUUAGUUUAGAAUUAGAUGUAAGCCUAAAAUCUAGAAUAAAAAAACAGAAUAUUUCAAAAAAUACUCUUUUGAAAGAAAAAAAUAAUAAUAAGGACUAUCACCACAGUAAAACUGAUAGUUUAAAAAGUGCUAUAAUAAUGAUUGAAGAUAGUCCUGUUACCCCAAUCAAAAGUAAUGCCUUUAUUACUACCAGAAAAAAGAACUUUACUCCAAAAGUAGAUAACACUCCAACCAAUCAAAAUAUUCAAGAAGUUGCUUCUCUCCUUGAUUCUUUAUAUGGAAAAAAAUGGAGAGAGAAAGAGGAUAAAGUACUUCUUCCAAUGUCUGAGCCCAAAAAAAGGAAUCCAAGAAAAAUCCAAAAUAUUCAGGAACCAAAAACUGAAAGAGCAAAAAAACCAAUUAAAAAAACUAAUUUACCAGCUACAAAAAAAUUGAAUUUUGAUCAACUGAAGACACCUAUUCAGUCUCCUUGGAUACAAAAACUGAAGGGCCUCAUCGAUUCUGAUUCCGAUGGAUUUGAAAACCGCGAUUCUCCAUUGAAUAAUGUAAAAACCAAAUUAAAUUUUGAUGAUAAUGAAAGUAAAAGCAAUGUACCAAAAAAGAAACCAGGGAACAGUAUGACAAAUAAGGAAAACUAUCCUUUAAAAAUUUCUGAAAAAAUAAAACAAAUAGGAAGAAUCAAAAGUAAAAGUUCCUCAAGUAGCGAUGAAGAUGUGUCAACGGAUGAUGAAUAUGAUAGGCAAAUUGAAUUUUUGGAAGUUAAGAGAAAAAGUAUGAUGCCACAGAAACCAACAAAGUAUUCUUUUCUGGAGUCAUUAUCAGGUUGUGUGCCACUAGAUAAAUGUGACUUCUCAGCCCGAAUUUUUCGCAGUCAGUUUAAACAAAACAAAAUAGAAUUGUGCAAUAGAUUAUUUAAAUUGUAUAAUGAGAACAUUUUUAAAAAUGCGUUGCCAGAAGAUACCGAGUUGGAGUGGAACGAUAAGCUAAGAAAAACUGCCGGUCUUUGCUACUGCAAGAAGAUUACGAGGAGAACUGGUGUAGUGGAAAGGAAAGUAAGAAUAGCUCUUUCGACAAAAGUCUUAGAUUCAGCAGAUAGAGUAAGGGACACUCUGAUUCACGAAAUGUGUCACGCCGCAACGUGGAUCGUCAAUGAAGUUCAAGAUGGACAUGGACCCUUUUGGAAAAGCUGGGCUUUUAAAGCAAUGCAAACGUUUCCGGAAUUGCCUCCGAUUAGCCGAUGUCACUCCUAUGCAAUCAAUAGUAAAUAUACGUAUAAAUGCACCGACUGCGGGUACAGUUUUGGUCGCCACUCAAAAUCACUUGACAUCAAGACCAAACGGUGCGGUCACUGCUUCGGCAAAUUUGAAAUAUUACUCAACAAGUCCACCAAACAGGGCAGAAAAGCUGUUCCGGCAACGCCAAAGAAAGAGCCCACGGGGUUUGCGCUUUUCGUGAAAGAAAAUUAUGCACGGUAUAAGGAACCGUCAAAAAAACACGCAGACGUUAUGAAAGUCCUAGGACAGAAAUUUGCGGAGCUUAAGGUGAAGAAUGGCAGUUAAAACGAGUAAAAAUUGUUAAUUCUCGAGUGUUCUGCAUGUGUUCAUUUCAUUUGUAAGUUCAAAAUACAAUUUUAUUUAUGACGAUUUCAUUCUUGUAAAUAACUUGGAUUUUUUGUAUUUUGUACAAAAAAAUACUAAAUAUAAUUAAGUUUUACUUAA